Messenger RNA from Echinococcus granulosus, 867 nucleotides. RefSeq lists its product as hypothetical. Gene Ontology annotation, cellular component: membrane. Bases 1 to 867 code for a protein of 288 amino acids. The record is from RefSeq and is a predicted model, not a curated record. The transcript is spliced from 9 exons. NCBI's taxonomy places the organism in Eukaryota, Metazoa, Platyhelminthes, Cestoda, Cyclophyllidea, Taeniidae.
AUGAUCUAUAUAAGUCCCAAAACCUGCUACAUGCACACUCAAAACUUUUGCUGUGGGUGCUUUGGAUUCAUCAAAAUGUACUGUCUUCUUGGGUGUCUUAGAUGUCUAUUGACACUCUUGAAUUUAAUUCUCUUCAUUAUUUUUGCGGCCAUUGGAAUACUGGGCUUAUUGUUGAAAUUCAGCUACCCAUUCGCCGUCACUCUGAUGGAAAAGCUGGUCUCCCAUUGGCCAGAAAAAAUGCUGGGGGAAGUGGUCCUCUUCCUCCAGUACUACGGCACCAGCCUUGCGCUUGUCUUGAUCAUAAUUGGUUUUCUUGUGGCCCUUAUCGCCCUCCUCGGUGUCUUUGCUCUGUACUGCAAGUACUCAUGCUUUGGAUUCGCUUACAUGGUUUUACUUAUGAUUCUCAUCAUACUUGAACUGGUUCUCAUCAUCUACCUCCUCGCCUUUCCUCAUAAGCUAUACGGAACAAUAUUAACAUUACUUAAUUGUUCCUUUGUACACCUUCGAACCAAUGAUUCCCUAAGUGGACCCAUCCUCGGUUUAUGGGGUGUCGUGGGUAUGGCGAAUGGUAAUUUCUGCUGUGGUCUACACGGACCCUCCGACUUCGAUGGAAUGCCGCCUCCAUUUACAUAUCCACCACCAUGCUGCGGCCUCAAUAUCACCGUGAUUAAAGACCCACCACAUGAUCAAAUAUGUAACAAAACGGAAGCAGAAAGACUUGGCGUCGGAGGGUGCAAAAAAAAGAUUGAGGAUUUCUUGGGUUCGUACAAAGGCUACUACUUAUGGAUCGUUUGCAGCAUUACAGUCUACAAGGUCUUGGUCUUUAUCGUGGUGUGCUGUCUGUACAAGUGGUGGAUAUGGCAUUAA